UACCUUUUCUUUCGUUACCUCUUACUGUACAAUUAUAGCAUAGUACGUCUUCCAUAGUGGCUGCAGAAAGAAAAAAUCUGACAACCAAGGAAACUUCAAGUCUGCAAACAUGUUGGUUUACCAGGAUCUUCUUUCUGGCGAUGAGCUUCUAUCCGACUCAUUCCCCUAUAAGGAAAUUGAGAAUGGAAUGCUGUGGGAAGUAGAAGGGAAGUGGGUCGUUCAAGGUGCUGUGGAGGUGAAUAUUGGGGCCAAUCCUUCUGCUGAAGGUGGAGAAGAAGAUGAAGGAGUUGACGACCAAGCUGUCAAGGUUGUCGAUAUUGUUGAUACUUUCAGACUUCAGGAGCAACCCCCUUUCGACAAAAAGCAGUUUGUUGCAUACAUCAAGAAAUAUAUCAAGAAUUUAAGUCCAAAGUUGGAGCCUGAGAAGUUGGAUGCCUUCAAAAAGAACAUUGAAGGAGCAACUAAAUACCUCCUGUCAAAGCUGAGCGACCUUCAGUUCUUUGUUGGUGAGAGCAUGCGUGAUGAGGGCUCAAUCGUGUUUGCAUACUACAAAGAAGGUGCCACCGAUCCAACUUUUCUUUACCUUGCACCUGGGCUGAAGGAGGUCAAAUGCUAGAAAUAAAGCGUGCAAUAAUCAGGAAGCUGUUUUGUGUAGUGGUCUUUAUUAAGUUCAAGUUGUGCUAGUAUUUGGCAGUAGAACACGCCUUGCCUUGGCGUUUUAAAUUUUGAUAGCUACAUUUUCUUACAUGCUUAUAUGUUUUAACAGAGGAUUUUGAGAAUAAUAUGAGUUCCCUAAUGACUUUGCCAACAACUUA
Molecule: messenger RNA, 815 nt
Organism: Coffea eugenioides
Lineage: Eukaryota; Viridiplantae; Streptophyta; Magnoliopsida; Gentianales; Rubiaceae
Product: translationally-controlled tumor protein homolog
Exons: 5
Coding region: 110-616 (168 amino acids)
Cellular component (GO): cytoplasm
Molecular function (GO): calcium ion binding
Source: RefSeq, a predicted model, not a curated record